Molecule: messenger RNA, 1633 nt
Organism: Suillus fuscotomentosus
Lineage: Eukaryota; Fungi; Basidiomycota; Agaricomycetes; Boletales; Suillaceae
Product: glycoside hydrolase family 16 protein
Exons: 7
Coding region: 106-1404 (432 amino acids)
Biological process (GO): glucan catabolic process
Molecular function (GO): hydrolase activity, hydrolyzing O-glycosyl compounds
Source: RefSeq, a predicted model, not a curated record
UCCGGACUUUAGGGGGGUAUAAAGCCGUCUUAUUCGAGCUACUGUGGCGCGGCGGGGAUAGAGCUUGACGACGAUACUCUUUCGGCCAGUACUUCAGUUUCAGCUAUGCAUGUUUUGACUCUUGUCAUUUACAGGGUCGCCAUUGCGGCCGAUGAAGUCGCGUUGACCGAGGUAGACGAGGAGGGAAGGACAAGCAACUCCCAGAGUACAAAGAGUGGUGGUUGUGUUGGGGACAAAAUAAGAUCAAUCAGGGCCACAAUGAGGAGAGGCCAGCCGGGGCAAGGCAAUGGAGUACUGCCCGAAGCAAGGAGGACUACUUGCGCUUUCCUCUUGUUUGCAUCACGUCGCACGAUGCGUUCUUUCUAUAAAGUCUGUCUAGCGACACUCCCAUUGACCAUUCUGGUUGGUGCUCGCCGAUACUCGCCCUCGCGUUACAGCCGUACCACUGCCUACUCUGUUAAAGACUAUUAUCAGGGCGGUGAUUUCUUCGAUGACUGGGACUUUUAUACUGGCUCGGACCCCACUGGUGGGAAUGUCAUCUACCAAAGCAAAUCAGAUGCACAAUCUAAGGGACUUGCAUAUGUCAAUGGCGACUCUGACAAUGACAAUGACAACGACAACGAUAACGGUCAUACCGACAGCUACUCCUCUUCCUCGUCUUCCUCGUCCUCAAUUGUCCUGGCAAUUGAUUCAACCAGCACUGUUGCUGCCGGCGGCGAUCGUGACGCUGUUCGUAUCUCAUCUCAGACGAGCUACACUGGCGGUCUCUUUGUCUUGGAUGCGUCCCAAAUGCCUGUCGGUUGUUCUGUAUGGCCUAGUUUCUGGACCGUGGGGCCGAACUGGCCAUAUGGGGGUGAAAUUGACAUUGUCGAAGGUAUUAAUAAUCAGGCGCAAAAUCAGAUGACAGUUCAUAGUGGCACAAAUUACACCUGCACCAUCGAUACGAAUGAUUCCGAUGAAUAUACAGGUUCUGUCCUCGCGAGCAACUGCUACAGCACUGAGUCCUCGGAUGCGGGCUGCAGCAUCAAGGAUAGUAGCUCAACGUCUUUUGCGGAUGGCUUCAACAAUGCAGGGGGUGGUGUCUUUGCUCUUCUGUGGGACAAUUCCGUUGGCUUGUCAAUGUGGCACUUCGCUCGGUCUGACAUCCCUGCUGAUCUCACAUCCCAAGCACCUACACCUUCCAGUUGGGGUACUCCGUCUGGUUUUUGGUCUGCAAAAACCUGUGACAUAACAGACAACUUCUAUGAACACCAGAUGGUCAUCGACACUACUAUCUGUGGCAAUUGGGCAGGUGGUGCAUACUCACAAUCUGGAUGCUCAGGAACGUGCACGGAUAUGGUCGCCGAUGCUAGUAACUAUGUCGAUGCCAAGUGGAUCAUCAACUACGUUGCCGUCUACCAGUAAACACCUGGCUUCAAUCCUUUAUUUUCCCCCUGCUUUGCUACUCUAGAGCGUCAUCUGUCGGAAACGUCCUUCUUUUCUUUUCUUUGAUAGUAUCGUUCUCUGUUUGUACAUACACUUUUUUGUUUGGCAUUUGGAGGAAUUUGGAGAACUGCGGGCAUCUGUACCAUCAUCCUAAAUACAAUGGACCCUAUUGGUAGUAUUCACUAUUAUGUUAUGCUGUUUCCUGAGA